This is a messenger RNA of Gekko japonicus, 1652 nucleotides long. Its product is annotated as dolichyl-phosphate beta-glucosyltransferase-like. Gene Ontology annotation, cellular component: endoplasmic reticulum membrane. Bases 1 to 711 code for a protein of 236 amino acids. NCBI's taxonomy places the organism in Eukaryota, Metazoa, Chordata, Lepidosauria, Squamata, Gekkonidae. The record is from RefSeq and is a predicted model, not a curated record. The transcript is spliced from 7 exons.
AUGGAGGCGGCGGCGGCAGCGUGGCUGGUGCCGGGGACGGUGGCCGUGGCCCUCGCCGCGCUGGUCCUGUUUGCCUUGCGUGUGCCCCCACAGGUUGCCCUGAAGUAUAGCCAGAAAUAUGGCAGUGAGAAAGUGCGAGUCCUCCCGUUGGUGAAGAAUCGUGGGAAGGGGGGAGCGGUCAGGAUGGGUGUCUUGAGUUCCCGAGGGAGGAAAAUACUCAUGGCGGACGCCGACGGGGCCACAAGAUUUGAAGAUGUCGAGAAGGUCGAGAAGGGUCUUGAGAGCCUCCAGCCCUGGCCGGACCAGAUGGCCAUCGCCUGUGGCUCCCGCGCCCACUUGGAGAAAGACUCAGUCGCCCAGCGCUCCUACUUCCGAACGCUCCUCAUGUACGGAUUCCACUUCCUAGUGUGGUUCCUCUGCGUGAAGGAAAUAAGGGACACCCAGUGUGGGUUUAAGCUGUUAACCCGGGAAGCUGCUUCCCGGACGUUUUCGACUCUUCAUAUAGAGCGCUGGGCGUUUGACGUGGAACUCCUUUAUAUAGCUCAACGUUGUAAAAUACCGAUCGCAGAGGUCGCUGUCAAGUGGACAGAAAUUGAAGGUUCCAAACUGGUCCCCUUUUGGAGCUGGCUGCAGAUGGGCCGGGACCUCCUGUUCAUUCGUUUGCGAUACUUGACGGGCGCCUGGCAGCUCGGAAUGAGGAAAACGGACUAGGUUUUACAUGCACUUACCAAAUAGAUUUUUAUAUUUCCAAAUACCUGGGAUUACUACAGUGACGUGAAAUAAGGGAAGAAGGCUGAGGUUACCCGUCUUUACCGCUACACAUGAAUCUUGUUCUUUUUAAUUUGCCAAGAAUGCCGAUGUUCCGUAAGAUGCCUUUUUUGUUUUUGUUUGUUGUUUCUUCUUAGUUUUGCAAUUGGGGAUCAGUCUCUUUUCUUUUGUAGAAGCGUUUGGACAAUUUCCCCACACACACACACGCCAAGAAAGUGUGUGGCGGCAGUCAUAAAUGUUAAUUAAAAAAAGACCCCACAAACUGUUACGGUCCACUAAUUCUGUCAUCACAGCGGUCCAAAACAUGCUCACAGUUUGGUGUGCAAGAGAUUGUAUCGUUGGAAUGCACAGGACCAGCUGAAGCCCACAGACAGUCCUUUGUGGGUGAGGGAGGAGCACCGAAAAGGAGAAUUCUCUCGAUUUCAGACUCUCACCCGUUGACUUGAACUGGCUGCAGACGUUUGAAAACUCCCGUGUCGUUGUGUAACUUCUUCCCUGAUGCUAUGAAUGCCAACGUUUUGUAUGUGAAGGUGACCCAGGCUGUUUUUGAGGGUCCAUUGAUGUAAGCAGGAACAGUGUUGGGUCGGUUGAGGUCAGGAAGGUGUUAAAGUGCUUAACUUUCACUGGGUUGUACGUGAGCUCUCUUUCAUCUCUGCCAAGGUACAUCUGUCAGACAGAAGGAGGUACGCUUGAUAGUGGAAAUAAGCCGGACGUCAGGAAAUAAUUGUGUAAGACUCUGCCAGCAUCACUUUUUCUCUGUUCCCUGUCACAGUGUGUUUGGGCUCUGAGUGUAUCCGACUUUUUAAACUGCUGCAACGGUAAUUCCAGCAAACAUUCAAAGUAUUUUCACGUCUCGAAGUGGUGGAACAUUAAAUGGGAAAAUG